GCAUAAUAUCCUGCUGCUAGAAGAACGGUAAUGUAGACCUAGGCAACAAUCACAAGAACUGGCCGUAGCAACUGGUGAAAUUAACGAUUUGUGAAGGCAGUUUGAGCAAACGUACGGUUGGAUUCCUUGCUAAAUAAUAAUUAUUCAUCAUGAACGUGGGCUUUGCUCUCGUUCUCCUCUGGUCUCUCCCAAUAACCAAUGUGCUUGCAGAGCUGCCUGUACCUCAGAACCUGACUCUGCUCACCCUGAACACAGAGUACCUACUAACAUGGGACUGGGACCGGGACCAGACGACCACAGGCAACACUGUUACCUUCACUGCAGAGUACAUGGGGAAGUAUAAGAUGCAGAGGAAGAAGAAGAACUGGAGCCGUGUGUGUGAGAGGACCAUACAUACCCACUGUAACUUCACAGGCUCUGAUCUGCACUACCUGGGCAUGUAUGUGCUCAGGGUCCGAGCCAGUGCAGACGGACUGAACUCAGACUGGGUCCUUAAAGACUUCUGCCCCGAUAAAGACGCUGCUUUGGGCCCACCAUCCAGGGUUGAGCUGGCUCCUGUGGGGAACCUGCUGGACGUGACCAUCUCUGACCCCCUGACCAGCACCCAGGGCUCCAUGAAGGAACACGUCCUCUCCCUGUACUACCACAUCCUGUACUGGAGCCUGUCUGAUGACCCUCGGGGUCUAAAGCCUAAUGUGGUGAACUCUAACAAUAACCUGGUGACGCUGCCUGAGCUGGAGGCCUGGACGUGGUACUGUGUCAUGGUUCAGUCUCGCUACGACUACUACAACAAGACAAGCGGCUACACGGCACCCCAGUGCAUGCAGACAGAAGGUGACACCCAGUGGAGGCAGAUUUUCCUGUACUUCCUGGUCUCCCUGGUAGUAUGUUUCCUGCUGGUGCUGCUGCCCUACACCUUCUUUAGGUUCUACAGAGUCCUCAAACACACCUUCUACCCCACCAUCCAGCUGCCUGCAUACAUCCAGGAGUACCUCUGUGACUCCUCCCUCGGCUCUGAAAUGCCCAUUCUCCUCACUCCUGAGUCAGAGCUGUGCUGUGAUAAUCUGAGCGUGUACGCCGAGGUGGUGCUGCUGGAGAUCCACAUAGCUCCUCCCUUCACAGCUCCCCCCUCAGGGCUGCAGCAUGACAGCAGCAGGCAUAGCCGCCAGGGCAGUGAAGGCAGCGGAGACUCUGGGGUCUACUCCACAGAGGGAGGCUCCGGCCAGCAGGGUUCUAGUGGUGGGGGUGAGCCAAUCAGGAGAGACAAGGAAGUGGAGAAGGUGAAGCUGGAGGAGAUGGGGGAAGAGCCUGGAGACGAAGGAGUUCCGGAUGAGGGAGUUGUGGAUGUGUGCGUCUGAGGAGAGAGCGAGAGGAGCGGAGCGCUGGGUGGAAAGACUGUAGGUGAUGGUUGAAGAAUUGUAAUAGGGAAAGGAGGAGGGUCAUACAGAAUGUUCUCUGAAGUCUGUCUUUCUACCCCUCAAAGGACACUUUGAAGUUGAUGACAUCUCGCUUAAAAGACAUCACACAGAUCAAAAGACAUCUCAAAAGUAAGGGUGUAACAGUAAACGUAUUCAUACCAACUCGUUCGGUAUGGGGGACCUCUGUUCAGUCUGCACUGUGAACCCAGAUUAAAACAUAAACAAUUUUACUGUACCAGUCAAACGUUUGGCCACCCACUCAUUCCAGGGUUUUUCUUUAUUCUUACUAUUUUCCAAAUUGUAUAAUAAUACUGAAGACAUCCAAACUAUGAAAUAACAUACAUGGGAUCAUUAGUAUUCAAAAAUGUGUUAAACAAAUCGAAGUAUAUAUUUUAGAUUCUUCAAAGUAGCCACUCUUUGCCUUUGACAGCUUUGCACACUCUUGGCAUCCCUCUCAACCAGAUUCAUGAGGUUGUCACCUGGAAUGCAUUUCAAUUAACAGGUGUCUUGUUAAGUUAAUUUGUGGAAUUCCUUUCCUUCUUAAUGUGUUUGAGCCAAUCAGUUGUGUUGUGACAAGAUAAGGGUGGUAUACAGAAGAUAGCCCUAUUUGGUAGAAGACCAAGUCCAUAUUAUGGCAAGAACAGCUCAAAUAAGCGAAGACAAACGACAGUCCAUCAUUACUUUAAGACAUGAAGGUCAGUCAAUCUGGAAAAUGGAAAUAACUUUGAAAGUUUCUUCAAGUGAAGUCGCAUAAACCAUCAAGCGCUAUGAUGAAACCGGCUCUCAUGAGGACCGCCACAGGAAAGGAAGACCCAGAGUUACCUCUACUGCAGAGGAUAAGUUCAUUAGAGUUAGCAGCCUCAGAAAUUGCUACCCAAAUAAAAGCUUCAGAGUUCAAGUAACAGACACAUCUCAACAUCAACUGUUCAGAGGAGACUGAGUGAAUCAGGCCUUCGUGGUUGAAUUGCUGCAAAGAAACCACUACUGAAGGACACCAUUAAGAAGAAGACUUGCUUGGGCCAAGAAACACAAGCAUUGCACAUUAAACCGGUGGAAAUCUGUCCUUUGGUCUGAUGAGUCCAAAUUUGAGAUUUUUGGUUCCAAACGAUGUGUCUUUGAGACGGAGAGUAGGUCAAUGGAUGAUCGCAUGUGUAGUUCCCACCGUAAAGCAUGGAGGUGUGAUGGUGUGGGGGUGAUUUGCUGGUGACACUGAUUUAUUUAGAAUUCAAGGCACACUUAACCAGAAUGGCUACCACAGCAUUCUGCAGCGAUACGCCAUCCCAUCGGUUUGCACUUAGUGGGACUAUCAUUAAUUUUUUAACAUGACAAUGACCCAGAACACACCUCCAGGCUGUGUAAGAGCUAUUUUACCAAGAAGGAGAGUGAUGGAAUGCUGCAUCAGAUGACCUGGCCUCCACAAUCACCCGACCUAAACCCAAUUGAGAUGGUUUGAGAUUAGUUGGACCGCAGAGUGAAGGAAAAGCAGCCAACAAGUGCUCAGCAUAUGUGAGAACUCCUGCAAGACUGUUGGAAAAGCAUUUCUCAUGAAGGUGGUUGAGAAUGCCAAGAAUGUGCAAAGCUGUCAUCAAGGCAAAGGGUGGCUACUUAAAUCAAAAUAUUUUAUAUUCUUCUAACACUUGUUUGGUUACUACUUGAUUCCAUAUCUGUUAUUUCAUAGUUUUUAUUCUACAAUGUAGAAAAUAGUAAAAAUCAAGAAACCCUGGAAUGAGUAGGUGUCCAAACUUUUGACUGGUACUGUACAUGGAUAUUUCACUAGGCCUAUAGGCUGCAUUGUAUGCCUCUUGGGUAAAUCUGAGCAACAACAAAAACAUUUCAGGCUAUCCCGUUAAAACAACUAGAGACUACAGAAUGUGCACGUUGUAAUUACAAUUUGAAUCUUAAUUUAUGGAUUUCUAACUGUCCUUUUUGUGAGGCGCAGCCAGGAAAUAGUUCUGUCCAAUGUCGAGUGGUGGGGUCGAUUAACCAGGAGGAUUCUCCAUCACCAGUUUGGGAACAUUUUGGCUUCCCAGUAAGAUUAUUGCGGGGAUGGACACAGAGUAUGUUGCCAGUGCUGGAAGAGAAUAGCCUAUGCAGCUGUCAACACCUCAACAUGUUGACACAGUUACGCCGACAUCACGCCAGUAUUCCUACCACCAGAACAAGACGGCAACUCAAAAAAACAACGCAACGUCGUCUCCCCGCUGCAUUCAAGCAGCCCUUCGCAGCUGAUUCUGACCGGGCCAAAAUAAACAAAUGACAAGAGCGAUAGGUAUGUUUAUUACCAUGGAAAUGUGCCCAUUCUCAGUGGUUGAGAAGAAUAAGGCGUUUCAGCACUUCUUGAAAGUGCUCGAGCCACGUUACGAACUUCACCCACUCCCACCCAUUUCAGCAGAUGGGUAGUGCCCACUGUAUAUAAGCAAGCUGAAACAGAAUUUGUAAAUAAAUAGGCCAAUGCACCCUGUGUUGUGCUUACUACAGAUGGAUGGACCUCCCAGGGUUACGGAGAGCUACUUAAGUGACAGCCCUUCACAUUUCCCUCAACUGGGAAAUGAAAAGUACCGCGCUACAGACACGCCCCCUUUAUGAGAGUCCCACAAGUGCACAUAUUUUUCUCUUUGUAAGAAAACCUUAUAGCAUAGGCUUCUACAAUGUCUGAGCCAUGUUUACAUGUUGAUUUCACACACAUAUUGCACUUUAUUUUAGUGUUGUUGAGUAAUCAUGUGUUUUCAUUUCAGAAAAUAUCAACAAAAAUUAACUACAGUAAAUGUUGACAUUUUCCUGCUGUACCAAAUCCGAACCGUAGCGCGACCCCAAAACCAGGUUCUGUGAACUUUUACACCCCUACUCAAGGUACCAUCCAUAGCCACCUUGUGACAGGAUGGCAUGUUAUUAAUGUGAUUCCCGUUUGUCUUUAUUCUGCCUGUUCACUGCGACAGUUGUGAAUUUGUGCCUGGGUUGUUCUGGGAAUCCCAUGUUGCUCUGUGUUUUAAGGGCAUAGAAACAAUAUUAAAGGUGGGAGAGGAAGGAGCAUCUAUCAGAUUAAGAAUAUCAACAAGACCCCAGCCCACCUUUCUUUUCUAUGGCCUUGCUGGAAGAGUGUAGUGGCAUGGUGUCGUGAGAUGGGCGUGCUCCAAACUACAUGUCAGACAGUGCUGGUCACUGCCAAUGGCAUGCCUUCUUUUUCCAGCUAAUUCUGUGACCGUUGGUCCAUUGGCAUGUAUGAAGACUGACUGCUGCAAGAUGUUGUGUGUUCCCCUAUACUGUAACUAAAGUGGUAAUCCCCAUUCAAAAUAAAUGAAGGAAUUCAUGGGGAAACAGGGUAGCUCAUCAGUUUAAACGGUUAAAUUUGAACAUUUUCAAUCACAAGUAUGGUGCAGAUAAUCAACCUCAAGUUUGUCCAGUCAAGACAUCUUCAAAAUGAAGCCCAUCGUGCAUGUUGGUUUUUAUGUAAAUGUUAAAUGUAUUAGUUUGUCCUUUUUAUGAUUCUUAUAGAAUCUGAAAUCAAGAAUAGUGUCAUGUUUUCUCUCUGAGACCUUCUCAUUAUUUGACUUCCUCUUUGUCAUGAAAGGUGCUUUGCUCCAACUGUUGCUGAUUGGACCCCUGAGUCUUAAAGAAGAACUGAAUCUCGUGUGUGAUUUAUUUGAAGGUCUAUGUUUAUUGAUGCAUUUGUUCUCUGAGCUGAAAACUCCCCUGUCGAACAAAUACCUCCUAGAGGUUUUUCAUUGUAAAUACAAUAACAUUUUGUCAAAGUUAAAAAAGUGGAAAUUAUCAGCGUCACUUAAGUUGAUAAAAGUGACAUAAAAUAUAUUCAACAAAUAACCAUAAUGUAUAUCAGCUAAAGCCUCAAAACCGAAGCCAAUACAAAUGUGAAUUUCCUAUGCUUUAUUAUUAUAACCAGCUACAAACAGCUCUUUGUAUUACAUGCCUGUACAGUUGAAGUCAGAAGUUUAUGUACACCUUAGCCAAAUACAUUUAAACUCAAUUGAGAUGUACAAACUAUGGCCAUGCUGUCAAUGAAGCAUGCCAAUGUUGAAUGUUUUAUAAUUUUAAGCUUGGAAAAGACACCCUUAAUCCCAGACUUGGGACCAGAUAGCCACUCCACUGAAUAGCAGGCUAGUGAUUGCUUUGCAAUGCUUGCCGUUAGGAUUUGCCAGUAGAUUGUCGACUUGAUUCAUAAUGAUGACUGCUAGCUAAGAUUUUGAAAGUAUGUUGAUGACAUGAUCCGUCCAAUCAAAGCUACUUUAGAUGAAAUUACGUCAGAUCACAUAUCUGUGGUCAAUGACCUCGAACCUUCUUGGAUGGGCACUUCAAAUGUAACUCUAUGGCAGCACCCAAGGGGCUUGAAUUUUAGAGUUUUACCCUACCCUGACUACACAGCUUGCAAAAAUACAUUUGGAAAUCUAUGUUAUUAAUUUAUUGCACCCACACUGCUAGUGCACGUCAACGAGCGUCUGCGUUGCCACGGGCUAAAAUAGAAGUCCUUUCUAUUUUUUUUACCCAAUUUUGUGAAAUCCAAUUGGUAGUUACAGUCUUGUCUCAUCGCUGCAACUCCCGUACGGACUCAGGAGAGACGAAGGUCGAGAGCUAUGCAUCCUCCUGGAAGGAGGAGAGAUCACUAGAAAUGAUUCGGUUGACCGUUAUAUGUGUGGAUUAAUUGUCGGAGUAGAGGACGUUGUGCAUUUCGGGUAAAAUAACAACUCAAUGUUUAUAUCCCAGGACAAAUUUGCUAGCAACAGCAAGCUAGCUAAAUAAGACAAAUGAGCUAGCAAGCUAACUAGCUAAAUGUCCAUACAUGUUUAAUGCUUUUCGACCUGUCCCCAAAUUAAUGUCAUUGGUUCAGUGUUUGUUUUGAUAUUUUAACCUGCGUGUCAUGAUCACGUUUUGUGUAGUGUUGUACAUUUCAUGUAUUGUUUAGAGUUUUGUCGUGCCUUCGCUGGCAUGCAUAUAAAAUAACAUGUUUGCCUCACCAAGAUUGACAUGCUAAAAUUGCCACUGAAAGUAGUCCUGGUGAAUUAGUAUGCACAAAACAAUGGUUGUCUUCAUGUAUAUCUCUGGUCAUGCUGUAUUAUUGCAUCCAAAUUGAGUUUCAUUCAUAUUAAAGUAUUUAACUCACCUCA
Molecule: messenger RNA, 6535 nt
Organism: Oncorhynchus nerka (sockeye salmon)
Lineage: Eukaryota; Metazoa; Chordata; Actinopteri; Salmoniformes; Salmonidae
Product: interferon alpha/beta receptor 1a-like
Exons: 7
Coding region: 150-1358 (402 amino acids)
Biological process (GO): cytokine-mediated signaling pathway
Cellular component (GO): plasma membrane
Molecular function (GO): protein binding; interferon receptor activity
Source: RefSeq, a predicted model, not a curated record